AUGUAUGAAAUGACUUCACACACACACACACCCCGCUCUGACAGAAUGCCACAUACUACGCUUGAACUCUUCACGGGUGUCGUGACAUUCCUCGAAGCUAAAGCCGAAGCCGAAGCCGAAGCCCGAAGUCCGAUGGUCAUUAUGCAGUACAACGGGACCAAGGCGGACUUAGGAGUUAUUGAAAUUCAUUUUUAUGAGGAUUGA
Morchella importuna is the source of this 204-nucleotide messenger RNA. RefSeq lists its product as uncharacterized. The coding region runs from base 1 to 204 and encodes 67 amino acids. The record is from RefSeq and is a predicted model, not a curated record. NCBI's taxonomy places the organism in Eukaryota, Fungi, Ascomycota, Pezizomycetes, Pezizales, Morchellaceae. The transcript is spliced from 3 exons.